Messenger RNA from Salvia miltiorrhiza (redroot sage), 561 nucleotides. RefSeq lists its product as uncharacterized. NCBI's taxonomy places the organism in Eukaryota, Viridiplantae, Streptophyta, Magnoliopsida, Lamiales, Lamiaceae. The record is from RefSeq and is a predicted model, not a curated record. Bases 1 to 561 code for a protein of 186 amino acids. The transcript has 2 exons.
AUGGGUGUUCAACAACGCCCAAACAAAAAUCAUAAAGGGGCAAAAAAUGUAGCUUGGUGUGUGAAGGAAGAUGUUGCCCUUAUGUCAUCUUGGAUCUAUGCUAGCGAAGAUAACAUUCGAGAAAAAAAUCAAAGAGGGGAAUCGCUUUGGGCACGUGUUCAUAAAUUGUAUCACAAUACCCAAGCAGAAAAUCCAAAUGAGCUCAACGAACGAAACAUUGAAUCGAUGAAAGGUCGCUGGAAACGUCUUAACGAAAAUGGAAACAAAUGGGUUGCUGCUUGCAGGGAAGCAAAUGCUCGAAGAAGGAGUGGCAUGAGCGACAACGAUGUUGAGAAAGAAGCUCAUUCCAUUUACGAAGCAGAACUUCGUGCAAUGAGACUCACUAGAGACGCCGAAGCUGAGUUAAUAAAGACUCGAAUCGAAUUGGAACGCAAGAAGUUGCAAAGAAACGCAAUGAAGAUGAAAGAAAAAAUGUUGCUUCAAUUGUUGGCGAAAGAUCACUUAUCUCCAGAAGACGAAGAGAUGAAACAUCAACUAACUAAAAUUGUGUUUGGAGAGUGA